UGACUAGCUCAAAGCCAAUAUUUUUCCCAUUCAUCCACCAUUUCCACUCUUCCAAAACUCAAAUCAAACAAUGGAGUCCAGCAAUGAAAACCUCAACGCAACUCUCCUCAAUUUCGAAGAUCAAACUCCACUACCACUACCCAAAACACGAAACAGAAAAACCUUAAUCUUUACUUCAAUCAUUCUCGUCACCUUAAUCGCCACUGCUGGAAUCUUGUUCUUCGUACAGAAUCGCUCGACAAAAUCCAAAUACUCAGACCUUUACUUCGAAGGAUCACGCAAAUUCUACUGUCACUUAACAAUUUACCCCGAUUCUUGCUUCAGUUCAAUGUCCCACUUAAUCAAUCGUAGCUCAAUUGCAUCCAAUCCCCUCCCAAUUUUCUCCGCCUCACUUCAAAUUGCCCUCACCGAACUCAAAAACAGCAACAACUCAAUAUCCAACGCGAUGAUUUCAAUCUCGAAUGAGUUAUCCACCACAGUGUCGACUUUCCAUAAAUGUGCCACUCUGCUGAGUCACUCACUGAGUCUACUCAACCAAUCACUGGCAACUCUGUCCGUUGACCUGGAGGCCAUGGAGAUCGAAACGUUGACUUAUAGUGAAACUGAUAAUAUAAAGUCCUGGAACAUGGCUGCAAUGACCGGUGCAGAAGAUUGUUUCUAUGCAUUACAGGAGUUUGAGUCAACGGUGGAGAUUGACCGAGAGAAAAUGGUAGUAAAUGAAGUGAGAUCAAAGGUGGAUAAAGCAAGGAUGUGUUUGGCUAACUGGAUGGGAUUAUUUCUUAUGAAAGAUUACAUUCUUGACGAGUUCUAUAAUCCUAUUGUCGUGAGUGAUAAUUAUUACCCUGGUUACUCUGGUUUUGAUUAUGGGUUUAUUUUGUUUCUCUAUUGUGGUUUGUACUUGUUCUUGAUAGUGUUGUACGUUAUGGUUUUACGUGGUGAUUGAUACAAAAAUAGUAUAUGAUAUUUACCAAAGUGGGAUGAUCAAUUUAGUUUU
Molecule: messenger RNA, 994 nt
Organism: Olea europaea var. sylvestris
Lineage: Eukaryota; Viridiplantae; Streptophyta; Magnoliopsida; Lamiales; Oleaceae
Exons: 1
Coding region: 71-943 (290 amino acids)
Molecular function (GO): enzyme inhibitor activity
Source: RefSeq, a predicted model, not a curated record